GAGCAGCAGAAGCCAGAGUCUUCAGACCUAGAACUGGGACUCCCAGUCCAUCGGACGACAACCGCAUCGGGCUGCCUGACUCUUAUACUUCGGCACCUGCAUCUGCUCACGCUCUUGGCUUGAAUCCCUGUAGCUAUGAAGUUCAGCUCGGCCCUCAAGUUCAACGCCGUUCCCGAGUGGUGGGAUGACUAUAUCGCUUAUGAUAUCCUCAAGAAGUUUAUAUACCAGCUCGAGAAACAACAACAAGGUCAAGUUGAGACGCCAUAUCGUGACUUAGAAGCUGGCGGAGAGUCCGACAUCCUAGAUAUUGCUAGCCGCGAUCCUGCGAAUCGCGAUGCAACCUUUAUACCCCUCCUCGAUCGCGAGUUACGCAAGAUAACUCAAUUUUACGAGCUCAAGAGCAAGGAAUUUUUUGACGAGCUCGCCGCUCUCGAGGAGUUCAUCAAACAACAUGAGGAGAACGGCGUCAGUGCGGGAGACAACUUCCUCGACGGGGACAUGGACGGAGAUGACGAUGACGAUGACGAUGAGAUUGACGACGAGCAUGGCGACCCAGGCCACGCUGGUUCAAGUGGGCGUCUCAACCGGCGUCGACGUCGUAGCUCGGCGGCUCGCGAACCACAUUUCCCAGAGCCUAUCCCGGAGGAAGGAUCCUAUCGUGAUAGCAUUUCGUCAAGCGAGGACGGCUAUCCCAACGAGAUGGAAGCAUCCCUAGCUACCCUGAGCUUGCAACCGCAAAUUGCGACCCCGCUUUCUCCCAUCUCCCGCCGGGUGGAUAGCACAUCGAGAAGUGUAUCGCCGACUGCUCGUCGUACGGAUGGUGGUACCUACAGCAUGUCCCCGAUUGCUCGUCGUACGGGUGCUGGCUCGCGGAGCCGUUCACCCACCGACGUGAAGCGAGGUGGGCUGGCAGGACGCUUUCGUUCUUUGAAGGAUAGCUUUACCAGUGCUGCAAGUGCUGACAAGACGGACGAUAACAAUGUGUGGACGGCUAGGUCGAGCUAUGCUUGGGAUGCUAGGCUCCUAACCAAGCGCAAGAUCACGAACCUAUAUGUGUCAAUGUCCACCUUGAGGUCUUACGUCGAAGUCAAUUAUUCCGGUUUCCGCAAAAUCUUGAAGAAGUAUGACAAAGUCACGUACAGCGAGUUGAAAGACCGGUACAUGCACGACCCCGUUGAACAAUCACUUCCGUUCACGCACGAAGCGAAAGAGACCCUCGAUGCUGCGCUCGAUACCCUUAUCUCGUUAUAUGCGCGGUGUGUGACUCGCGGCGACAAGUCUAUCGCGUCCCAGCAGCUCAAACUGCACCAACGCGAACACGUUGCAUGGGAACGCAACACCGUGUGGCGGCAGAUGAUCGCGCAAGAACGGCGCGGCGUGUCCGACACUGCAGGCGCUGAAAUGGCUGGUGCGACUUUGGUGCACGAAGAGGACAAGGGGCUCGCGAGCGUGUCGACACCAUUUGGCAAGCUCAAGGUCACCAAAAAGCACGUUUUCUUGUUGCUUGCCAUCGUGGUGUUCGUCACCCUGCUCAAUGUCCAGGUCGUGGUUGGGCUGGAGGCCAACCGUUGCCUUGCAAUCUUGAUAUUUAGCACGAUUUUGUGGGCUACUGAGGCAAUUCCUUUGUUCGUCACGUCAAUGAUGGUCCCGUUGUUACUCGUCGUUUUCAGGGUCUUACGCGAUGCUGGCGGCGAACAGGAAUCAGCACAAGAUGCCACGAAAUACAUCUUCUCCGUAAUGUUCUCGUCCACAAUCAUGCUCCUCAUUGGUGGCUUCACCAUCUCCUCUGCCCUGAGCAAGACCAAUAUCGAUCGCGUCCUGAUCACUCGUGUGCUCAGUUUCGCAGGGACGAACCCGCACCGUGUUCUGCUCGCGUUCAUGGGGGUAUCGUGUUUCGCCAGCAUGUGGAUCAGUAAUGUCGCUUCGCCGACGUUGUGCUUUGCACUCAUUCGACCUAUCCUCCGGACAUUACCCCCUCGUACAUCGUUUGCGCCAGCGCUCAUUCUUGGCAUAGCCCUUGCAGCUAACAUUGGCGGCCAAAGCUCGCCCAUUUCUUCUCCUCAAAACCUCAUUGCCCUGGGCUACAUGGAACCGCCACUUUCCUGGGGCUUGUGGUUCGCUGUGGCCAUUCCCGUCUCAAUAAUCUCUGUGGUCCUCGUUUGGCUCCUUCUCCUCGUUUCGUACCGCCCUUCCCGAUCACCUGACGGUGAGGGCGAACUCGAGAUCAAGGGCAUUCGACCGAACAAGGAGCCUUUCACGCUGAAGCAGUGGUGGGUCGCCUUCGUGUGCCUGGGCACAAUUGCACUGUGGUGCGUCGCGCAACAGAUCGACAACUAUCUCGGCGACAUGGGUGUGAUUGCCAUCAUUCCGAUUAUCGCCUUCUUUGGCUCGGGCGUGCUGAAGCGGGACGACUUUGAGCAGUUCGCGUGGACGAUUGUCUUCCUUGCUAUGGGCGGUAUUGCGCUUGGACAAGGCGUUACACAGAGCGGGUUACUGGAAAUCUUCGACCACGGCAUCCAGGAAAUGCUCGAGGGCUUGACACUGUACAUGGUUGUUCUAGUCCUUUCGCCGGUCGUGCUGGUUAUUUCAACAUUUAUCAGUCAUACUAUUGCGAGCGUUUUACUCGUCCCGAUUGCCCAGGAGGUUGGGAAGAGCCUACCUGGAGACCACCAACGUCUCUUGAUUUUCAUCACUGCUCUCAUCUGUUCGACGGGCAUGGGUAUGCCUGUGUCAGGUUUCCCGAAUCAGACAGCUGCCAACCAGGAGGACGAGCUGGGACAGCUCUAUCUCACAAACGUCGAUUUCCUCAAGAAUGGUGUACCCGCCAGUAUCAUUGCCACAAUCGUUGUGGCUACCGUAGGUUUCUUAUUGAUGAAAGCCAUUGGGUUGUGAACGGUCGGGCGUUCUGGUGUAGCAUUCUUUUGGACCCAGACUUCCUAUUCCCAUCCAUGGGUUCAUAUAGGAAGUAUCUAGCGGACAACCUAUUUGCUCACUCAACCAUAGAACUUACAGAGAAUAUAAUUUAUCCCCGGGAUUUCCUCGGGUACCGUGCAAACACACCUGACCCUAUCCGAAACAAUCUAUUCCUCGCCUUCGGGCUGUAACUUCG
Coniophora puteana RWD-64-598 SS2 is the source of this 3109-nucleotide messenger RNA. RefSeq names its product sodium sulfate symporter. Bases 136 to 2892 code for a protein of 918 amino acids. Gene Ontology annotation, cellular component: membrane. The transcript has 14 exons. The record is from RefSeq and is a predicted model, not a curated record. Lineage: Eukaryota; Fungi; Basidiomycota; Agaricomycetes; Boletales; Coniophoraceae. Gene Ontology annotation, biological process: monoatomic anion transmembrane transport; polyphosphate metabolic process; phosphate ion transport. Gene Ontology annotation, molecular function: phosphate transmembrane transporter activity.